Messenger RNA from Vigna radiata var. radiata (mung bean), 1362 nucleotides. Its product is annotated as isoflavone reductase. Lineage: Eukaryota; Viridiplantae; Streptophyta; Magnoliopsida; Fabales; Fabaceae. Bases 29 to 1168 code for a protein of 379 amino acids. The record is from RefSeq and is a predicted model, not a curated record. The transcript is spliced from 5 exons. Gene Ontology annotation, molecular function: oxidoreductase activity.
UAUUCGUUGGUUUUCAACGUCUGAAUUCAUGGCGCAGCCUCCCUUCAGUGAGAAAAUACAUAUUUCUUUAUCAACUGAGUUAUUAAGCCACAAACUGGGUUGCCCUAUAAAUACCAACCCAAGUGUUGCUGUCUAUGCACCACAAACCCAUUCCUGCUUUAAUCAGUUACCUACCAAAUCAACAAAACCUCANACUGCUAAGUGUUUGUUCAUGGCCGGAAAAGACAGAAUCCUCGUUUUGGGACCGACAGGAGCCAUUGGAAGACACAUAGUGUGGGCAAGUGUGAAGGCAGGGAAUCCAACCUAUGUGUUGGUUAGGGACACUCCACAAAAUGUUAACAAACCAAGGCUCGUCACAGCUGCAAAUCCUGAAACCAGAGAUGAACUCCUUCACAACUUCCAAAAUUCUGGAGUUUUUCUUAUCCANGGAGACAUGAAUGAUCAUCAAAGUCUCGUNAACGCCAUCAAACAGGUUGACGUCGUCAUCUGCUCCUUUGGGAGACUACUCAUAGAAGAUCAGGUCAAGAUCAUUGCUGCAAUNAAAGAAGCUGGAAACGUCAAGAGAUUCUUCCCGUCUGAAUUUGGACUGGAUGUGGAUCGUCACGAUGCAGUUGAACCAGUGAGAGAAGUGUUUGAGGAAAAAGCAAAAAUCCGGAGAGUAAUCGAAGCCGAGGGAGUCCCUUACACUUACCUCUGUUGCCAUGCUUUUACCGGUUACUUCUUACGUAACCUAGCACAGAUUGACACCACUGUUCCUCCUCGCGACAAGAUAUUCAUUCAAGGAGAUGGAAACGUCAAAGGUGCAUAUGUGACCGAGGCUGAUGUGGGGACUUACACAGUUGAAGCAGUAAAUGACCCUAACACCUUGAACAAAGCCGUGCAUAUAAGACUUCCUGCCAAUUAUUUGACCUUAAAUGAGAUUGUGUCUUUGUGGGAGAAAAAGAUUGGAAAGAGUCUUGAGAAAAUCUAUGUUCCAGAGGAAAAGGUUCUGAAGGAUAUCCAACAGUUGUCUUUCCCAAAUAAUUACCUGUUAGCAUUAUAUCAUUCACAGCAGAUAAGGGGAGAUGCAGUGUAUGAUAUUGAUCCCACCAGAGACGUUGAGGCUUCUGAGGCCUAUCCUUAUGUCAAAUACACCACCGUAGAUGAAUAUUUGAACCAGUUUCUCUGAUUUCUCAAAUUUGAGGAACAAAUGCAAUCUUAUGAUGCUUACGCAAAAAAUGCUCUUUGGAUUGUCUAAGACUUCAAUAAUCAUUCAUAUAUCAUUGUUUUAAUUCUUCUUUUAACCCAAAAGAAUUGUAGUGCUGUAAUGUGUAAUCUGCAAUCAAUGACCAAUACAAAAAUAAUAAUAAUAUCUUGUGUGAA